UGCUCAAAAUCGCCUGUUGUGUUUUUACCCAUUUACAGGGUAAGAGUGGUGGGCAAACAGCCAGGGAAUAUGGUUCUUGCUUUUAUUUUGUUCUCGUUGUGCUUGUGGCAUCUGGUUGGUGUGUUUGGUGAUGAUGCAGAUGAAGUGAAGUCAGUGUCAGUGAUGAAGGGAGAUUCUGUCACUCUAAACAUUGAUGUUACUGAAACACAGAAAUAUUUGUUGAUACAGUGGACGUUCGGAAGCACUCGAAUAGCUGAAGUCAACAGGCUCACGCAAACCAACUCAACGUAUGAUGGUCCGGAUGAGAGAUUCAGAGACAGACUCAAGCUGGAUCAAACCGGAUCUCUGACCAUCACAAACACUACAACCACAGACUCUGGACUUUAUCAACUAACAAUUGUCAGCAGAGGGUCCAGUUACAUUAAUUUCAAUCUUACAGUCUAUGAUGUGACAAAUGAAGUGAAGUCAGUGUCAGUGAUGGAGGGAGAUUCUGUCACUCUAAACACUGAUCUUACUGAAGUACAGAAAUAUUUGUUGAUACAGUGGAUGUUCGGAAGCACUCGAAUAGCUGAAGUCAGCAGGCUCAUGCAAACCAGCUCUACAUAUGAUGAGAGAUUCAGAGACAGACUGAAGCUGGAUCAAACCGGAUCUCUGACCAUCACAAACACCAAAACCACCGACUCUGGACUCUAUAAACUAACAAUUGUCAGCAAAGAGACCAGCUACAUGAGUUUUAAUGUUAAAGUCUAUGCGACUCCACAAUAUUCUUCAUCAUCAGAAAGAUCAGCAAGCUCAAAUUGUGUGUCGUCCAGCUGUGCGUUGAACAAUUCCACCAUCAACCAGACUGAGGAUGCCAACAUUACUGAUCUCUAUCAGCCAAGUUCAGAUCACAUCCACUGUUGUGGUUUUACUGAAGCUGUGAUCCGAUUGGUCGUCUCUGCUCUGGUGGGUGUAGCUACUGUUGCUGUGCUGGUUUAUGACAUCAGGUCUACAAGAAGUGAGCUGAUCAGAACAAAAGAUACCAGACAUCACCAUCAGACCCAUCGAGUAAAAUCAGACCAACAGUAUGAAUUGAGCAGAAGGUUUAGAUAUCCAGAUAUAAAGCAAAACAUAUAUUGAUGCUUAUUAAUGCUCUGCACCUUUCCUGUUCCUUGCACAGCUAUUUAUUAACAGAUCAUUUUUGCAUUCAUUGAUUAAUUUGAUUGAUCUUUUAAAUACGUCACUCUAAAUAUAAUUACUGUAAGCAAAAUAAUAAUUAGUAGCACAAAUAAUGGCAUAGAAUGAUUUCAUAAGCACUCGUAUUUGUUCACUCCUGAAAUGAAUCUCACAGAUGUGACUGAUCUGCAUUUUUUGGUGACUUUUAAUAAAGAUUUAGUUUUACAACAGGG
Messenger RNA from Ctenopharyngodon idella (grass carp), 1388 nucleotides. RefSeq lists its product as uncharacterized. NCBI's taxonomy places the organism in Eukaryota, Metazoa, Chordata, Actinopteri, Cypriniformes, Xenocyprididae. Bases 70 to 1119 code for a protein of 349 amino acids. The record is from RefSeq and is a predicted model, not a curated record. The transcript has 5 exons.